This is a messenger RNA of Gasterosteus aculeatus aculeatus (three-spined stickleback), 2790 nucleotides long. The record is from RefSeq and is a predicted model, not a curated record. Lineage: Eukaryota; Metazoa; Chordata; Actinopteri; Perciformes; Gasterosteidae.
UGGCUUUAUGUCUCUACGUGAAGAACUUUGAAUCCCUUGUUGUUGAAAUUAUCUCCAUAAAAUACACAAAUAAGGACUUAUUUGUGUAUUUUGUGUAAAAAUGCAAGGGUUUCAGUUCAAUUCACGCUAGUCCCACAAUGACAUAAACACUUUCACGUACUCUUUUUUCCACACGUGUGACUUUUUAUUCACGAGUUUUAUACAUUUGACAUUACUUAUUUUUUAAAUGCAAUUCUAUUGUAUUUUUGCACAGUAAGCUGACAUACAAGAAGACAUGUCUCAGGACUUGCUCGUGGCUGCUUUAGACCUGCUAUAGAAUCACAUUGAAUGGAUUUUAGGGAUUUCACCCGUCGCCCUCUGAGCUUCUCCGUGUAUGUAGCAGAGUUGAAUGAUGGUAUUAUGACUGGUAAUUGUAUACUUUGUACUACAUUUGCCUCUUUACAGUGUAAACACCGCUGGUUUGUUAGUCUUGUGAAAUCACGGAUCCACGUGGAGGAAACCAGCGCGUCCUGUGUGACCACGUGAUGAUGUCUCACUCUGUCGGGAUUUCUUUGAACCACAAACACACGUGCGACAGACGGGUCACGUGUCCUUGGACUUGGUCCUCAGUACAAUAAUCUCAAUGUACAAUAAAAUAAAAUAAUUCGGUAAAAAAGGGAGAAAGGAAACGAGAACAAACCAAAUGACACAACUCUGUGAGAUGUUUUCAGAUGGUUUCGUUAAUGACAUCCUCUUUUGUGUACUUCUCUUUUUACUGACAGAAACGACACACAAUAUGAAACAAGAACUAACUAUUAACUUCUUGCUGUGUCAAUAAAUCUCAGUUGCCUGGAAAGCCUCAUUCCACUGGUGGAUUGUGGCAGGGACAAAGUGUUCAAUGAUUAGUGAAACACACACUAUGGCAUCGUCAUUACACUGACUUCAUGCUUAUUGUGUUGUGUUACUAUAUUAUGAGCCUUUGUCUACUUGGUCUGCGGUGUUUCUUAUUUUAUUGGCAUUCAUGAUGUGGUUAAUUAAGAAGGAAAAGAGGCAAAACACAGACACCUUUGAAAACAGGCUUGUCAGUUCUGCCAACAUCAACAGGGGGAGGAGUCAGGGAAACGCUUCCUGUUGCACUGCAGGAAGCACAGUCUUUUUUCAAAAUAAAAACUAAACAAUAGUUUGACCGUUUCAGAACAAAACUUCAGUAUUUAAAUCGAAGUAAACUGACCCUUACUCUUACAUUACGUCUAUAUUUAACAUCUUUAACAUGUUUCCCAGAUCAAUGGUUAGUUUUUAUUCAAUUUAGGGAUAUAGUCCUUAAUUAUAGACAAGUCAAAUAACUUUUUUUUGCAAAAAAGGGGGAAACGUAAAAGUAAGAAAAGUACACAUUGGAAACUUACUAAAACCAUUUUAAAAGGUAGCAUAAUAUAUUGAAGUUGAGCAGAAGAUCUCAAAUGUAUCUUCAAUCACUUUUAGACAACGACGGAGCUCUAUGGCACAGAGGAGAUUCAACCUGCUUUAUUCUGAAGGCUGGCCUGUGAGCGGAAGUGGGGUUUUCCGGUGCGUUGUCAUGGCAGCCGUGUUGCGUUCGUCGCCACCGUGUACCGAGCUGACAGCAGCCGGGAUGACAGCGUGGAAAACACACGCACACACCGCUGCUCUAUAAAAGCCAGACACACACACACGCUCACACACACACACACACUCACACACACACACUCAGCGACACACGGAGAGAAGUUGCUUAAAUCUUUCUACUUGAACAAUGGGCGUCAUCAUCUCACACAUCUUCUCCCGGUUCAUCUCCAAGACACCGGUCAGGAUUUUAAUGGUGGGUCUGGAUGCAGCAGGUAAAACCACUCUGCUGUACAGACUGAAGCUCGCUGAGGUCGUCACCACCAUCCCGACCAUCGGUUUUAAUGUGGAGACAGUGGAGUACAAGAACAUCAGUUUCACAGUUUGGGAUGUUGGAGGUCAGACCAUCAUCAGACCUCUGUGGAGACACUACUUCACUAACACGCAGGGUCUGAUAUUCGUGGUCGACAGCAGCGACCCCGAGCGGAUCAAAGAAGCCGCUGACGAGCUUCACAGGAUGGUAAACUGCGACUGUGGCGGUGCUGGAGGAGGACGAGCUGAGGGGCGUGGCCUUACUGGUGUUCGCCAACAAACAGGAUUUGCCCAGAGCCAUGUCCGUGAGUGACAUCACGGAGGCUCUGCGCCUAUCGGGAGUCUCGCAGCCGUGGUCGGUCCAGGCGUCCUGUGCCGUGAGCGGGGCGGGUCUGGUCGAGGGUCUGGACUGGCUCUCGGACCGGAUCCUCACACCGUGAUCACUUCCUGUGGAGCUGGAGAAACACUCUGGGCCCGGCUCGAGGUCGGAGCCACACGCACAACACACGUGUUCAUGAACUUCGUGCGUGUUCCUUCACACGCUGCUCUGUCCUCUCACCACUCUCCUCACAGCAGGGGUUAAAAGUGUCUGUUGUUUCACGACGGGGAAACCAGGCCGGAGAGCUCAGUGGAUCAAACAAACGUCCCCACGAUGUCAAAUUAUGUUUAAUCUUAGAUUCAGAAAACGACGCCGCAGAUUCAUUUAGAGCUUUAAAAGUGGACAAAAAUCUGUUUUCUAUUGCGUGUCUCUGGUGAUGUUUGGAACUUUUCUUUAAAGAAAGUUAAACUUACAUUUUGUUGAUGUUUUCAUUUGUCUAAUCCUUAUUUUAUAGCAGAUGUUCAUAUUCAGUUCAUCUGUCUGCUGAUUUUACACUUGAAAUAAAUGUAUAUUUUAAUAAACGAUAUUUUCAUAAAACCUCA